AUGAGGAAGAUUAUUCUCUGCUUCUAUUUUGAGCAGUGCCGACGAUGCCACAUCUUGGACUCUGAUGAAGAUGUGGAACACAGCAAGGAAUCACAGAAAGGGCUACCCCUCUCUGAGCUGCUGUCUGCUUUGGGCCUGAGGCAUCUGCAGGGGGGGAAGCUCACUCUCAGCUCAGUCCUGGAGAUCAACAGCAGCACACUGUAUGAUCUCCCACCACAAGGUCCAAAGCAAGUGCCAUGGAGUUUCUUAAAGAAAUUCUUGAUGGCCCAUUCCAAUUCAAGAAACAUACAAUGUGCUCAAGACCAACUAUUGCAGAGGUCUAGCUUCACUGAAGAUGAUGGUGGAUGCAAUUUGCUGAAUCCUCUAGAUUUGAUUACUGCCCUUCUCCACUGUGCAGAUCCUUUCCUCCAGCAGAAAAUGGUGUCAAAAAUGUCCUUGUGCCAGUUUGCUGUUCCUUUACUGCUGCCAAACUGUGACACACAGCAGAGCACUCUUAUGCUGUGGGCCAUGAGAGAUAUAGUUAAAAAAUACAAAUCAGGUGAUGGGAGAUUUGUAGAGGGCAGAAUUAUGGAGAUGGACAUCCCCAUGGUGUCUUUUGUUAGGGUAGGAGAGUGCAGUUUGCCUAAAUCUCAAUUUUUGAACACAUUGCUCAGUAAUCACUGUCAACCCAAUGAAGCAUUUAUCCAUCAUGGCAUGCCAUGUCGUCAUAAUCCCAGGGGAAUCUCUGAUGGGCUGGUUGAAGUCAGCUGGUAUAUGCCCUGCGGAAAUGACCAAAUUGACAUAUUCAAACAGCCAGUGGCCGUGGCCAACCUGAGAGGAGACAGCAGGUUGUUUGGAGCUCAGGUGUCCUUCCUGUGUCAGACCUCAGCUGCAGUUUUCAUCUUCAGUGAUGACCUGGAUGUUGACCUCAGUCCUUUCACAAACACAGAGAGAAAAGCAGAGCUCUACCUGGUCACCAACUCUAAAAUGAAGAACUAUAAUAUGGAGAAACUCGAGGAGACAUGCAGAAAAUACAACCUUAAAAUGGAAUGUGUGAUAAUUAGAAGAAAGCAAAAUGACAGUGAAUUUGUCAAUGUGUUGCGUUUCCAUGUGCAGAGCAUUGUCGCAAGUUAUUUUGUAAAACCCUUCUUUUUUGAUUUGGCAGAUAUCGCUCCCCAGAUUGGAGUUUUAGCUGAUGAGGACUUCAGUGAGUGCAGGAAAGGGAGAGGCAUUGUUGAGGGAAUCACUGGAAUGGUGAAGGACAUUGUGGGCUUUAAGGAGGAGCAGCUGCCUUUGCAUGGAACCAUGUGGAGGAAAAUCAGCCAGUUAGAAAAGGAGAGGUGCAGAAUGAAAAAUGCCACAAAUGAGCACUGCCUAAAACAGUACAGGAGUUCACUGAUUAUGCAAGAAACUGCACUGAGAAGGGAACAACACCAGAGAGCAUCAUCAGCUUCUAUGGUCUGCUUUCUUUUUGGAAUCUCACAACCAAAACCAGAACGUCUGUACUUCCUGCAGUGGCUGAAGAUUCAGCUAGACACUCUCACCAGACAUGACCUGUCCAUACUGAGACAUCAGUACAAAGACUGCUGUAAUAAGAAUCCACAGAACAAGACGCUGAUCAAAAGCUUGGAUGAGCAGAUAUUCAACUGCUCGUUGGGUCCUGAGCACUUCUUUCGAGAGCUUGGGCAGAUUUAUGAGUGUGCUUGCUCCCAACCACAAGACCACCCUGUCUCAAGUGAGGUACACCAACUGCCUGAUCGGUGUGCUCAGAUGCUGCUGGAUGGGUUCCCAGUGGAGCUGGUGGAUGGAGAAGCUUCACAUAUAUCAAUGAAGUGGAUAUCAGCAGUCCUGACUCAGCUGCACCAGCUAGUGGACAAGAAGAGCAGGAUGCUGGUGCUGACUGUGCUGGGGGGGCAGAGCACUGGUAAAUCCACACUUCUCAACACCAUGUUUGGGGUGCAGUUUGCUGUCAGCAAUGGACGAUGCACCAGGGGAGCAUUCAUGCUGCUGAUAAAGGUCUCUGAGGAUGUCAGACCUGAGCUAAAGUGUGACUUCAUCAUGCUCAUCGACACAGAGGGCCUCAGGUCACCUGAGCUGGCAGCACUGGACACAAGUAAUGAACACGACAAUGAACUAGCAACCCUGGCCAUAGGGCUCAGUGACAUAACCAUUAUCAAUGUUGCCAUGGAGAACAACCAAGAGAGGAAAGACAUUCUACAGAUCGCAGUCCAUGCCUCUAUGAAAAUGAGGGAGGUUGGGAAGAAGCCCAGAUGUCUGUUUGUGCAUCAGAAUGCGUCUAACAUGUCUGCUCAUGACAAAAACAUGAGAAAUCAGAAUACACUGGUGGAGCAGCUCAAUGCGAUGACUAAGGCAGCAGCUCAGCUGGAGAAUAAAGAAGCCGACACAAAGUUCACUGAUGUGAUGAAAUGUGAUCCUGAUAAAGACAUCUACUACAUACCUGGACUUUGGCAUGGGACUCCUCCAAUGGCCCGAGUGAAUCAUGGCUACAGUGAAGCUGUAUAUGACCUUAAGAAGAGUUUGCUUAACAUGUUAAAAUCUGAUGAAGUGAAGUGCCAUGAUGCAAUAGGGUUCCGGAACUGGACCUCCAGUUUGUGGAAUGCUGUCAAAUUUGAGAACUUCGUCCUCAGGAAAGUUUUUGAUCUCAGAGAAAUUGACAAAAUGGGCAGAGAAGUCAUGGCUUACCUUCAGACUUGUGAAGGACAGAGUCACUCUGUAUCUCUUCAAAUGAUGAAAGGUGGCUUCCACUCUGACUCAGACGCCAUCAGAUCAUCCAAGCAAGUCUUUGACUACUGGUCUGACUCCAGCUACUCAAGGCCAGGACAAUACGAUCAACACCCACAUCCUGUCAGGAAUGCAAAAAGCUUUGAGUUUAUUCCACCUUUCAUGGGAGGAGAGAGUCCUGGUCCUGGUGCUAUGUCUGAGUUGAGCCUGGUGCUGCUGGGGGGCAGUGCAACUGGGAUGAGGGCAGCAGGAAACAUCAUCCUGGGUGCAGAGGAGUUUGGCAGGCAAGCCAGCACACACACCUCCACAGAGGGCCAGCACAGCGAGAGCAGACAGAGGGAGAUGGCUGGGAGACGGUGCAGACUCCAGACUGGUUCUGCAGUGGAGUCUCUGAGAAGGACAUGA
Messenger RNA from Engraulis encrasicolus (European anchovy), 3126 nucleotides. Its product is annotated as up-regulator of cell proliferation-like. NCBI's taxonomy places the organism in Eukaryota, Metazoa, Chordata, Actinopteri, Clupeiformes, Engraulidae. The transcript has 5 exons. The record is from RefSeq and is a predicted model, not a curated record. The coding region runs from base 1 to 3126 and encodes 1041 amino acids. Gene Ontology annotation, molecular function: GTPase activity; GTP binding.